AUGGAUCCUUCACCGGAAGAGAUCACAGCACUUGCAGCCCAGCUGAAUGAACUCGCAAAGAGCGUGGCCUCAGCUCAAGAUCCCAUGUCCCGAAAACAUCGCACGGCGGCAUUGGUGAUGCAAGCGAAACAGUUGAUCUGGCAGGCUCAGGAUCCUUUCGAUGCAAUUAUGGACCACGUGGUCAAUGGAUACACAAUCUCAGCAUGUCUUGCCUCUUCAAAACUCGGAAUCUUCGAAGCUGUUCCUCCGUCUGGCACAGCCACUGCGAAAGAAAUCGCCCAAAAAUGCGAUGCUGCUGAAGAGUUGAUAACUCGUCUUAUGCGCCAACUGACCUGUGUCAACAUAUUCAACGAAGUCCGCCUCGGGGAGUGGGCACACAACAGACUUUCUGUCAUGCACAGUGAACAUGUGGGGGCAAUGAGCGGCAAAUGGCUUUACAACGUCUCACUUGACGAAAUGAUGCCGGCAAUGUAUCGAUUGAACCAUUACCUCGAGUGCUAUGGCAACUACUCCCUCCUGAACACCUACACUGAAACUCCGCAUUCAUGGUAUUACGAUAUGGUCGGCAAGAACUUUUGGGAAGUUCUCAAUUCUUCUCACGACCGUAUCGAAAACUUUAUCCGAGGCCUUGCUCUAUUCGACGCCCUCCAUCCUGUGGUAGCUAUGUUUCCAUUUGAGGAGACCUUGCAGAAAGGAAAUUCGCCUGACCGUCCAUUGAUGGUCGAUGUCGGCGGUGGAAGAGGUCUUGCGUUGCUAGAAAUGAGAAAGGGAUGUCCCAGUCUUCAAGGCGAACUGAUUCUUCAAGACCGUCCAUAUGUACUGGAUGAUAUCACGCCUGAGGAUCUACCUGGAGUAACCAAGAUGGCACACGACUUCUUCGAGGAGCAGCCCGUCAAGAAUGCACAAAUGUACUAUAUUCGACGUGUCAUGCACGACUGGCAGGAUAAAGAUGCGGCACGAAUCAUGAAGGCCAUCGUUCCGGCCAUGGCACAAGACAGCCGUAUCAUCAUUUCCGACAUGGCGAUACCCGAGCCAGUCACGUCGAGAGAUGCUGGGGCAAUCUGGCUGGAUCUCAUGAUGAUGAGUAUUGGUGGGAAAGAGCGAACUGCUCGUGAUUGGAAGAAACUGGCAGAUUUGAGCGGAUUGAAACUCAUGCGAGUCUGGCAGGAACCCGAGAAGUUUGGUCCACUUUGUGUGGUCGAGUACAUGCUUCCAGAGGCCCAUGAAGCCCAGACUGUCGAUGCUGAGAUGGCUAACGAGACGAACGAGAACGAGGUGGCCACGCCGAAAAUGACUCCUGUCGAUGAAACAACAAUAGGGGCCACUGGUUCUGAGCCUAUGGAACCCAAAGACGUCGAUUGGGAGGAACGUACUGUCGUUGGCGAUCGUGAACAGAGCUUAGAGCCGGGGCAAACCUGA
Messenger RNA from Rhinocladiella mackenziei CBS 650.93, 1419 nucleotides. RefSeq lists its product as uncharacterized. The transcript is spliced from 4 exons. The record is from RefSeq and is a predicted model, not a curated record. Gene Ontology annotation, molecular function: O-methyltransferase activity. Lineage: Eukaryota; Fungi; Ascomycota; Eurotiomycetes; Chaetothyriales; Herpotrichiellaceae. Bases 1 to 1419 code for a protein of 472 amino acids.